ACGAAACACAAAAAUCAGAAAAAUAAAAAUAAAAAUGACACAAUUGGUAGCCUGACGCUCUGGCAUUCAUCAGAACCCAUUCUCAAUUCUUAAUCAAAUAAUAAAACAACCGCGCCAAUCUUUCACUUCAUUACUUUGUAAUCCUUUCUUUUGUAUUUUUCUUUUUUGGGUUUUCUUUUUUUUCUCCCAACGAAAAACACACGCCACUCGCCAUUCUCCUCCAAACAAAAGCCGUACAAAUAAUUGAACAUACACUUCUAUAAAUAGAGUUGGCUUGUCAGAAUCAUUAUUAGAAUCUAAUUUCUCUGUUUUGCCCCCUAUACAUGACGAUUCUUGUGCUGUUCGUUUGUUAAUUUCUGUUAGCUUUGAUGAUUUUUCUUUGGGAGAUGGUUGUGAUACAAGGAGCUAAGCCUUUGAUUUCUGGUUACUUAUCGGAAUUUGAAUCUGGGCCGUCGCGAUGGUCCUGGAAACGAGGGUUUUUGAAAUCCUCCUUCGGUGAUAAUGCCGUUAAUAAUUUGAGGCUCUGUUGUGGCUGUGAUUUAAAGAGGUUGAGAUCUUCGCCGUUAGUCAAGGCAAUGGACGAGUCUGCUAUUUCUUCCGGGAAAGAUCUCCAAAUGAUGUCUUGCAAUGGAAAUAUUGUGUGGCAUAAAAGUCCAGUUGAAAAAUGUAAUAGGCAGGAGUUACUUCAGCAGCAGGGUUGUGUGAUUUGGAUCACUGGUCUCAGUGGCUCAGGGAAAAGCACUUUGGCAUGUGCUCUCAGUCAAGGUUUGCACUCAAAAGGAAAGUUGACCUACAUCCUUGAUGGUGACAACGUCCGGCAUGGUCUAAACCGUGACCUUGGGUUUAAAGCAGAAGAUCGGGCAGAAAAUAUCCGAAGAGUUGGGGAGGUAGCAAAGCUUUUUGCUGAUGCUGGUGUCAUUUGCAUUGCUUGUUUAAUAUCUCCUUACCGGAAGGACCGAGAUGCUUGUCGUGCAUUAUUACCUGAUGGAGAUUUCAUUGAGGUGUUCAUGGAUGUGCCACUCCAAGUGUGUGAGACAAGGGACCCAAAGGGCCUAUACAAGCUUGCUCGAGCUGGAAAGAUCAAAGAGUUGUUAGUUCCCAGUUUCAGUAAACAUGGUCUAUUGCAAUUGGAUUUUGCAGGCUUUACUGGGAUUGAUGAUCCAUAUGAGCCGCCACUAAAUUGUGAGAUAGUACUAGAACAGAAGGGCGAUUAUUGUGCUUCUCCAUGUGAUAUGGCUGAAACAGUUAUAAGUUACUUGGAAGAGAAAGGGUACCUGCGGGCCUAAUAUGCAAGAACCAAAAAAGGCCCUUUUUUGCUUCUUUGUGAAAGUCUUAAGUUCCUGCUUGCUGAAGCUUAUACUCACUGCAACAUAAAAUGCUGUAAAUUUGGGAAUUAAUUUGUUUCCAUGCAGCCAGGAAACUUCUCGUUUCCUGCAUCAAGGAAAUUUCUCGUUUCCUGCAACCAGUGGUAUGUCCUUUCUAGAAUAGUAUGGGUUUGGUGUAUAGCUUGUAUGGUGUAGCAAUUUGUUUUUAUAAUUGGAAUAAAGUUGUCCAACGCAUGCACUGAAUGCUUACAUUCAAGCAGGCUCGUAGAGCUUGUAAAUUUGUGCAACUACUGCAGAUGCCUGGAUUCUCUUCAUUUUACUUUGAAGGUCUUUAUACUUUGUAGUACUUUUGUGUGUAGGAGAGGGAAAUGUUGUUAUGAACAAUUGUUAAUACAUUCGUCUAAUUAUUAUAUCCCCCUUCCCAAUAGUAUUGAAUCUUGUUAACAUUGAAAUUUGUCAAAUACAAUUAUUUUCUCUCUUAUUGAUAA
This is a messenger RNA of Ricinus communis (castor bean), 1813 nucleotides long. RefSeq names its product adenylyl-sulfate kinase 3. Gene Ontology annotation, molecular function: adenylylsulfate kinase activity; ATP binding. The record is from RefSeq and is a predicted model, not a curated record. NCBI's taxonomy places the organism in Eukaryota, Viridiplantae, Streptophyta, Magnoliopsida, Malpighiales, Euphorbiaceae. Bases 369 to 1286 code for a protein of 305 amino acids. The transcript has 7 exons. Gene Ontology annotation, biological process: sulfate assimilation.